This is a messenger RNA of Trichoderma asperellum CBS 433.97, 402 nucleotides long. RefSeq lists its product as uncharacterized. NCBI's taxonomy places the organism in Eukaryota, Fungi, Ascomycota, Sordariomycetes, Hypocreales, Hypocreaceae. The record is from RefSeq and is a predicted model, not a curated record.
AUGUGUUAUUUCGAACAGACUCGUUGGAGUUGUGGUUACUGGCGCUGGGGCCACUUCCGCCAGCAAUGCAAUAAAGAAUACCGAAUGGGCGAGACGUGUGGGCUGAAGCUGGUCUAUGAAACAAAAGUCGAGCAUGACGUCUGCAAGCUGUGCCAUGACACCGAGAAGAAGCAGCGGCGGUACGACAAGAUGUAUCGCGACGUGCAGCGUUGGCAGAUGGAGGGCAACCGCAGCGCUACCAUUGAGCGGACGUGUGGUGAAAUGGAAGAAGUUGUGGGCCAAAUCAAGCGGAUGAGAGACGAACAUGGCCACAGGCUACAAUCGCUGGGUCAGGUACGAGAGAAACCCUCCCCUUUUCCAGACACAACAACAAGAGACACAGAAAGCUGGGCAGCUGGAUAA